Physcomitrium patens is the source of this 5163-nucleotide messenger RNA. Lineage: Eukaryota; Viridiplantae; Streptophyta; Bryopsida; Funariales; Funariaceae. The record is from RefSeq and is a predicted model, not a curated record.
AUUUCAUCGAGUAGUCCGGCGGUACUUGGGUUGUCCCCCGAAGAGUAAACCGUAAUCGCCGUUGACUGUCAGUUGCGACAUAAUCCUUUUAUAUUUCCAGUUUUUCCAUUCCUACUAAUAAUGCAGAGAGUGUGGUUCUUGUGGUUUACUGGUAGGGUGGCAAGUUUCAAAGCAGAAGCUAGAACGUGGAUUGGGUGGGUGUGUCGUCACGAAGACAUCUGUGUGAGAUUUUCCUCACCGCUUCCUUUCAAAACUCUCGAUGAUCUCACAAUCAGAGUGCGGAUCGGAAAUGGGGUGUCGAAGAAAGUCAGUUCAUUGCACACAUCUUUCACCUUCUCAACUUCGCAAUGGAAGCACUACAUUAACAGUCGUGGAUCGAAUAGUGGUUUCACCCUCAAGUUCUCGUCAACAAACAUCAUCAUAGGGUUUAAUGAGAUCUGUGUGGCCGUUAACUGAGGAUUCGGUUCUGGGCUAAUCAUAGAUUCAUUACGUGUGACGGUAUCACACAUCACUACCCGUUGGUUCGCGAUGGAGCUUGUUGGAACACACAAUGAUUUUGCUGAAGGGACCCAAGCGUAAAUCAUCUAGGUAUUAGCAGCAACAGCGCCAAGUAGGUAUCAUUCCCAACUUCCGCGGUGGUGAAGCCACCGACUGCUCUUAACCGUACUCUGGCUGGGCUCACACAACUUCAAUUAAUUGUAAGAUUUCCAUGGGCCUGCUCACUUGAAACAUCCGGUGCCUGAAAUAUGUUCAUCUAUGUUCAUUACAUGGUGAGGUGAGCAAUUUGAAUCCACCGAAAGUAACCAAUUGCGAAAUUUCUCCUGAAAAUCUGCCCCAGCAAUCUUCAAAUCCAAUUUCGAAUUCUCAACAGGUAACACAAAUUACAUCCACAAUGCGUCGAGAGAAUCAAAUUGAUUUAUAACGACUCAAAUCGGAGGCUAGUGGCUAGUUGUGCAUUGAGGAAUUAAGCUGUUCGUUGCCUAUUGUCAUACAUAGUGCAGUGCAACAAAUGGACAACAGGAACGGGUAGUGCAGAUUUGAGGAAAACCACGAUAAUUUUGAGUUUAUAGUCGAGUUACGACAACGGCGAACUCCUCCACUGCAGCAUCGUUGGGCAAAGAUUGAAGCCAACUGCGACCCGUCUUUUCAUAGCUUUGCUAGAUACUAUUUCAAUUGUAAGACCUCCCAAAAUUCCUCGAAGAAGGAGAUGAGUUCUCUAUUGUGAAGUACUUUGUUCUCGUUUUGAUUCGAAAUGUGAAUUUUGAAUAAAAGUGUACUGGGUCAACUUCAGUCUCUUCUAUCUACUCUGCUUCAGAACUGCUCAGCUUGCGAAGCACGGCUUGCUAAGUCUCGGGCACCCUCACAAGAGCAUUUUGUUGUUCCUUGGAGAGUGGCGAUAUUUUUGAGCUUUCCAUACAACUCACCAGUGGGAACGUGGUUUACUGAAGAGUCGAGAUGAAACUGUUGAGGACCCGCGUGCAAUAUUGAGAGUAGUUGCCAGGAUGGGCAAGUAUCCAGGUUGUUGAAGAGACAUGUCCAAGUCCAAGCGGCCUCAUACUGGCACCGCUUGCACAAUCGGCGAAGAGUCUCAAGUCGCUCACCACAAACCAACCUUAGGCUACUCUCUCGCAACGAGCAAAACUCUGCUGCUUGUUUCAUAACUUUCAUUCUAACAUCGUGCCGAACCCUCCUCACUCAUUCACAGUAAAGCUCUGGCUCAGGCUCCUCAUAUUUCAACAAAACGAAUUCCCGUCAAUGAAAUGCACGUCAAACCGCUGCUUCUUACAGCGCAUUAUGUACCGAAGUCACUCCCAGUACUAACUUGACAAUGAUCAGGGUGUUAGUAAUGUUCUGUGAUAAUGAAAAAUUCAAAACCAGUGCUGUGUUGCACUAUGUACCAAGAAACCCACAUACUCUAUAGGGGUUUUCUUUGCCAAGCGCUUAUGUAUCGCUUCCCACUACGCGAGUUUAAUGAUUUGUGACUUCAGAGUAUUUGCUCCGCCUUCAUUGCUGUUUGGUCGCAAAAUGGAAGCUCACUCUGGAGCUCGUGCAGGAUAAUUAGUACCAUUAUCAAUCAUGAGCUGAUACUUAGUGAGAGAGUUUGAGUGUGAGCUCACUAGAAAUUACGUAAUGUUGGGGGUGACAUGCUGGGUUUAUAAGUGGGAUUUGACAAAAUUUAACGCUGAACUCGUGUGAGCGUGUGCGACAGACACGAUAGAGACGGGCGAGUCUACUGGAGAGAAUUACUUGCCUCAAGCGACUUAGAUGGAACAAAACCCGUCUCGGAUUCGGAAGGCGGGAGAGAAAACGACGACUGUGACACGGGGAUGGCGCACCCUUCACCUCCCACUAGGCAAGAAAUUCCUCUCGAUAAGCAGCAACAAUGUAGAUUUAAGCUUACCGCCCGAGGCAAUGAUGUCCACGCGAGGCAAUGACGAUCCGCUCAUGGUCAUAGUUUCAUCGACUGGCUACUCGACGGAUUCGUUUGAGCACGAUGAGGAACAAAUUAUCAUGGACUCAAAGAAGCCAAAAACCCCACGAAAGAAUAUGACAAGGAAAGCUGCAGCGCAAGAGAAUUCGUCGACCAGUGCUGAAGGCGUCUCGUUUGUGUUCCAGAAGCACCAUUCGAAAAUCGAUUGGCGCAUUUUGAAUACGAUUGACGUCGAUCGCAUUAUUCGCGAUGUCGACACUGACACACUGGAGAAGGUGAUGGACACUAUCGCAUUUGGCGACAUUCAUGGAGAGGACGCACGCAAUAUCACGGAGGGCAAUUUCACGAAGAUCUUCCGUCUUGCACAAUUAAUGGUGGAAUAUCUGCUCCAUGCCCUACAGUUAUUGGCAGAUCAAAAGAGUGAACUCCUUCAGACUGGGGCUAUCAUGCAGCAGAAGAGUGAAAAAAUACGCCAACGUUUCUUGUGUCAAAGGAAUGUCCUGCUCCAAACUCGCCAUGAGUUGAAGCAAGCUAAAGAGACCUUGAAAACGGAUGAGGUUAUGCUGGAAAGUCAGAGCAAGACCCGGGCCUCUCGGAUUAGCCAGCCACAAGUCCGGCAUUGCCCAUUUUGUGAGAAAGUGUUUGAAUCCUCCCACUACCUCGAUUUGCACAUUGCAAGAAGACAUCCGAAGCCGCACGACGUGAUCGAGGACAGAAUUAUAGCCAUAGUUUCCAAACCUGAAGAUGCCACCGCAGCACGAACCAAGGCAGAGACGAACAUAGCAGUACAGAGAGAGAUUCAACAACUUCGUGAGAGAUACCAGGCAGACUUGCAAAGAGCAGAAACAAGUUCCACUUCAAAGGUUCGGUCAUUGCAGGCAGAGUUCAGGCAAAGUAACAACCAACUGCAUGAAGUCCAAACCCAACUUGACGUUCUCCAAGCUCAAAUUCUUCAUUCACCAAACAAUGCCCGGCUUGAAAGUGUCCACGCCAUUGAGGAACCGGAGGAUAUAGAUAAUGGAUCAGAUCAAGAGAGACUAUACAACUUGAAAAGCAAAUCCAUGAGUUUGGAGCAGCAAGUAAAUACCCUUGGUCAGGAAAAAUUGAGGUUGCUGCAGAAGCUGAAUGUGGCAUGCGCUGAGGCUUCCGAAUUGCAGUCGGCACAAUGGCGGAGUGUUAACACCUUGGAGACUCAGGUGGAAGAUCUGCUCAAGGAGAAUCAAUACCUCAAAAAAACGAUGUCCAAGGCUGAGGAGGAAUGCACAGUGCUGUCGGUUUUGAAACAGAAGCAAAUAGCCCCCUCCCCGAGGGAACGGUGGACAAGAGAACCUGAGAAGGAUCAGGCACUCCUAGCCCUAGCGCGCCCUGCAUCUAGGAGACGGACAGAGGUAAUACCUGCACAUAAUGAUGGUGAUGAUGAAGAGCUAAAUGAGCGGAAGUCAUCUCCCGAGCCCCAACCUUGCAGACAUUCUACAUCACCUGCCAAACGAACUCAACGUGUAGUACCUCAGAAAAUGAAGUAUGAGACUUCUCCAGACAGAUCGAAGAAGCUUUCACUGGAUAGAUUGAGGACUUCAGUAGUCAUAAAAAAGGGUAAGCCGAGAGGGAAUGAAAGCCCGACCACAGUUGAAGAAAUGCGCGCCAGGCUGGAAAAAGAGAUGGUUUCUGCACACGAGGAGCAGCAAAGGCGCCAGAAAGCCGUCCAACGGCUUUUAGCGAAGGAAAUGGCGAAAGAGAGAGUCGAUGAAAAGAAAAAUCAACAACGGAAAAAAGGCGAAGAUGCAAGAAGCUGCAACUCGACAACACAAUAUCCUAACUCACGCAAAUCAGAAUUCCCCUGCGAAAGCAUAGCUCCUCUGUUACUCGCUUUGCGCAAGAAAGAGGGAGUUACUAGUAUGAAGCCAGCAAUUCAUUCAGCGAAGAAAGUUGUAGGGAAUAAAAUAGAAACCUGGCCGUUACAAGACGAUUCAUCACCCUUUCGACCAAAACCUGAUUAUCUUCGAUUUACCCGAAAUCAAUCGCUCGAUCCCCCACCAUCACACCUGUCCAGCCAAGGCUGCGAGAAAUCCCAAACUUUAGUUCACCAUUACUUAGGGCCUGGAUUGGGAAAUCCUCAAACUGAGCAGGCAAUUCCUCAGCCCAGACCUUCUCUUCAUUUUCCCCUCCUUAAUGGCCAUCCUGAUCUCCAGAUUGCUCCCAACAGCAUCUGAAUAGCGUAAAUCCUGUUGUUAAAGAGGUCAUCGAUGGCAAUCAAGUUUCCGUGGUUUAUGGACUUGGAAACCAAUUUCCAUAUCUAUCACCCAUCGAAAAAAAAGUCAAACCUGUCGUAGGGAAAAAUGAGCCAUCUCUCGAGCUAGAAACUGAAGUUGACGUUUUAGGCUUUCCUUCACGCCUCUGUUCAGCGUGUCAUGUCAGCACAUUGACAUGAUUAAUACCUCCCAGGAAUGAACUGUGGCUUAAAUCAUAUUAGUUACAUAGUCCGCAGACUAGCUCCCUCAUGGAUACAGAUACCAAGCCUGUGACCAGUCUUCUCUUGCUUUCACCGUUGACAGAGUUGAUGGCUUGGGUGGCUUUUGCAUCCUGAGGUUGAUGCUGGAUUGUUUCUGAAGUUUUUCCACAGGCUUCUGAAGAAGAUAACAAUCCUCUGAGCUCUUAGUUCUCGUAAUUGUUUGCGUCAAAAACUUCAAGCCUUACUGACAGACAUCGUAUUGUAUUUCACUUGUCAUGUGUGG